Messenger RNA from Galeopterus variegatus (Sunda flying lemur), 2317 nucleotides. RefSeq names its product macrophage stimulating 1 (hepatocyte growth factor-like) (gene MST1). The record is from RefSeq and is a predicted model, not a curated record. The transcript is spliced from 18 exons. Bases 103 to 2238 code for a protein of 711 amino acids. Gene Ontology annotation, biological process: regulation of receptor signaling pathway via JAK-STAT; proteolysis. Gene Ontology annotation, molecular function: serine-type endopeptidase activity; receptor tyrosine kinase binding. Lineage: Eukaryota; Metazoa; Chordata; Mammalia; Dermoptera; Cynocephalidae.
GAGUGGGGGUGUGGAGCCAGAGCCACCCAAUCCCGUAGGGACAGGUUUCACAACUUCCCGGAUGGGGCCGUGGGGGUCACAGUGCAGCCUAGAGCCAGGAGGAUGGGGUGGCUCCCAUUCCUACUGCUUCUGAUGCAGGGCUCAAGGGCCCCUGGGCAGCGCUCGCCACUGAAUGACUUCCAGGUGCUCCGGGGCACAGAGCUGCAGCACCUGCUACACACGGUGGUGCCAGGACCUUGGCAGGAGGAUGUGGCAGAUGCUGAGGAGUGUGCCAGGCGCUGUGGGCCACUACUGGACUGCCGGGCCUUCCACUACAACGUCAGCAGCCACGGUUGCCAAUUGCUGCCAUGGACCCAGCACUCGCCCCACACACGGCUGCAGCGUUCAGGACGCUGUGACCUCUUCCAGAAAAAAAACUAUGUACGGAUCUGCAUUAUGGAUAAUGGGGCUGGGUACCGGGGCACCGUGGCCACGACCGCGAGUGGCCUGCCCUGCCAGAGCUGGAGCCAUAAGUUCCCCAAUGAUCACAAGUACACGCCCACACUCCGCAACGGCCUGGAAGAGAACUUCUGCCGCAACCCGGACGGGGACCCCGGAGGUCCCUGGUGUUACACGACGGACCCUGCCGUGCGCUUCCAGAGCUGCGGCAUCAAGUCCUGCCGGGAAGCCGCUUGUGUUUGGUGCAAUGGCGAGAAUUACCGCGGCUCGGUGGACCGCACUGAGUCGGGACGGGAGUGCCAGCGCUGGGACCUUCAGCGCCCGCACCAGCACCCCUUCGAGCCUGGCAAGUUCCUCGACCAAAGUCUGGACGACAACUAUUGCCGGAAUCCUGACGGCUCCGAGUGGCCAUGGUGCUACACCACCGACCCGCUGCUCGAGCGAGAGUUCUGCGACCUUCCCCGCUGCGGGCCCGAGUCACAGCCGCGCCACGAAGCGACAACUCUCAACUGCUUCCGCGGGAAGGGCGAGGGCUACCGCGGCACAGCCAAUACCACCGCCGCGGGCGUGCCCUGCCAGCGUUGGGACGCGCAGAGCCCGCAUCAGCACCGCUUUUCGCCCGAGAAAUACGCGUGCAAGGACCUUCGGGAGAACUUCUGCCGGAAUCCCGACGGCUCUGAGGCGCCCUGGUGCUUCACAUCGCGGCCCGGCAUGCGCGUGGCCUUCUGCUACCAGAUCCGGCGCUGCGCCGACGACGUGCGGCCCGAGGACUGCUACGACGGCGCAGGGGAGCGGUACCGCGGCUCGGUCAGCAAGACCCGCAAGGGCGUCCGGUGCCAGCACUGGUCCGCGGAGACGCCGCACAAGCCGCAGUUCACGCCCACCUCGGCCCCGCACGCACAACUGGAGGCGAACUUCUGCCGAAACCCUGACGGAGAUAGUCAUGGGCCCUGGUGCUACACUAUGGAUCCAGGGACCCCAUUCGACUACUGUGCCCUGCGACGCUGCGAUGAUGACCAGCUGCCGUCCAUCCUGGACCCCCCAGACCAGGUGCUGUUUGAUAAGUGCGGCAAGAGAGUAGAUCGGCUGGACCAGUGGAGUGCCAAGCUUCGAGUGGUGGGGGGCCAGCCAGGGAACUCACCCUGGACAGUCAGCUUGCGCAACCGGCAGGGCCAGCAUUUCUGCGGGGGGUCCCUAGUGAAGGAGCAGUGGGUACUGACUGCCCGGCAAUGCUUCUCCUCCUGCCAUAUGCCUCUCAUGGGCUAUGAGGUGUGGCUGGGCACCAUGUUCCAGAACCCACAGCCCGGGGAGCCAGGCCUGCAGCAGGUUGCAGUGGCCAAGAUGGUAUGUGGGCCCUCAGGUUCCCAGCUUGUCCUGCUUAAGCUGGAGAGAUCUGUGACUCUGAAUCAGCGAGUGGCCCUGAUCUGCCUGCCCCCUGAGCGGUAUGUGGUGCCUCCAGGGACCAAGUGUGAGAUCACAGGCUGGGGUGAGACCAAAGGUACAGGUGAUGACACGGUCCUAAAUGUGGCCUCGCUGAAUGUCAUUUCCAACCAGGAGUGUAACGUCAAGCACCGAGGACGUGUACGGGAGAGUGAGAUGUGCACUGAGGGACUGCUGGCCCCUGUGGGGGCCUGUGAGGGUGACUACGGGGGCCCACUUGCCUGCUUUACCCAUGACUGCUGGGUCCUGGAGGGAAUUAUAAUCCCCAACCGAGUGUGCGCACGGCCCCGCUGGCCAGCCAUCUUCAUGCGUGUCUCAGUGUUUGUGGACUGGAUUCACAAGGUCAUACGGCUGAGCUAGGCCCACCUUGACCCCAUGUGCCUUGGGGAGGAUGAAACUUCCUGUCAGACAUAAAGCCAUCUUUUCUCUUUAUGCCUGU